Prunus mume (Japanese apricot) is the source of this 693-nucleotide messenger RNA. Its product is annotated as RING/FYVE/PHD zinc finger superfamily protein. The record is from RefSeq and is a predicted model, not a curated record. Gene Ontology annotation, biological process: protein ubiquitination. Gene Ontology annotation, molecular function: ubiquitin-protein transferase activity; zinc ion binding. NCBI's taxonomy places the organism in Eukaryota, Viridiplantae, Streptophyta, Magnoliopsida, Rosales, Rosaceae. Gene Ontology annotation, cellular component: membrane.
CAUAUUCUUCCUUCUUUUCUUGAUGCAUGCUUUUGCUUUCAACCCCUUUUAGGCCUUGGUUUGAAAAAAGGGGGCUUCCAUCAAACACUGUGAACUCCUUUGGUUGUAGAGAUUUUGAGGAUGGGGGAACACUUUGUAUUGUUGGUGGAUCGAUUAAUCACCGAAUCCACGUUAGAAGCUGCAAUUGAGAGCAGGAACCGGUCGAUGCAAGCCACAUCCUCAGCAAUCGACAAAGCGAAAAUUGAUGGCUGUUGCCAGAAAAUAAUAGAUGUUCAGGAUAUAUCAUCCUUAACUGGGAAGCUAGUAGAAUGCAGAAUAUGCCAGGACGAGGAUCAAGAUUCAAACAUGGAGACACCCUGCUCUUGCUGUGGCAGCUUAAAGUAUGCGCACCGCAGAUGUGUACAGAGGUGGUGCAAUGAGAAAGGUGACACAGUGUGUGAGAUAUGCCACCAGCAAUUCAAACCUGGUUAUACAGCUCCUCCUCCACUGUUUCAAUUCGGGCGUAUACCUAUGAACUUCAGGGGAAACUGGGAGAUUUCGCAAAGGGACAGCCCGCGCAUUAUAGCAAUGGUUUCGACCGACCGUGCUUUCCUGAAUACUAAUCCUGACUACGAUGAGUAUUCAGCUUCUACUGCAAGAAAUGUGUUAUGCUGUCGUUCACUCGCUUUCAUCUUCAUGAUCCUGUUAUGGUAA